Molecule: messenger RNA, 2469 nt
Organism: Phymastichus coffea
Lineage: Eukaryota; Metazoa; Arthropoda; Insecta; Hymenoptera; Eulophidae
Gene: Pif1
Product: ATP-dependent DNA helicase PIF1
Exons: 2
Coding region: 120-2000 (626 amino acids)
Biological process (GO): telomere maintenance; DNA repair
Molecular function (GO): DNA helicase activity
Source: RefSeq, a predicted model, not a curated record
GUUGGUGUGACAAGGUAAAUUUUCAUAUAUAGAAUGAAUGACUGUUGCGGACGAUAUUGUAGAAGUUCCCGCUCAAAAAUAUUAUCACUGCAGUAACAGGUACAAACAAAAUAAGGACAAUGGAUAUUGAUAGUGUUAGUGUAACUUGUAUAACAAUUGUAGAAUGGAUAAAUUCUCAAGGUACAACCACAAAAAAAGUUACUUAUCGAUCUGCUACAUCAAGACUUGUGAGAGAUAGUAUUCGUCAAGUUUUGAUUGAAAUAAAACCUGAAAAAUCAGCUGGUGCUACAAUUAAAUUACACCUACAUGACUACAUAGUGUUUAAUAGAUUUAUGGCUGAAGGCAAGGCUUCAAUAAAAUUCAAAGCAGAAAAUUGUACUGUGUUUUUCUCUAAUGCACCUGCUUCUCAACUUAUGAAUUUUUUGAAGACAAUGUUUAUAAAGUUGUCGAAUAAAGACAAUAAUAAGCCUUUUAAGAAUCCUUUACGUGAAAAAAUAAUGAGUAACAAAGGAAAUUGUGUUGAAGAUAUCAGUCCUGCAACAACUGCAGAAGUUCUUAGAGCUAAACAGAAAGUUGCAGUAUCACGUGCUACUGUUACUACUCCUUCACCUACAAACAUUCGUAAAAGAAAGCUUGAUAAUGACACUGGUAAUACUUCAAUUACUCCAAAAAUUCCAAGAGCAAAAAAAUUAUUCACUCAUCAUGCAACUGGAGAAAUAACACCAGAACAACAAAACGUUUUAGAUUAUGUAUUGAAAGGAUACAGCAUAUUUUUUACUGGUAGUGCUGGCACUGGAAAGUCUUACCUUUUGAAAAAAAUUAUUUCUGCUUUGCCUCCAGAUGUAACAAUGGCCACAGCAAGUACUGGAGUAGCUGCUUGUCAUAUAGGAGGUAUAACGUUGCAUCAGUUUGCAGGUAUUGGUUUAGGAACUGGAACGAUGGAGAGAUGUAAGCAAAUGGUAUCAAAGUCUGCAGCUGGUACAAUAUGGAGAAAAAUCAAACAUUUGAUUAUUGAUGAGAUCUCAAUGGUAGAUGGAGACUUUUUUGACAAAAUAGAGGCCAUUGCUAGAUUUAUAAGGAAUAGUGACAAACCAUUUGGUGGGAUUCAACUAAUAUUGUGUGGAGAUUUCUUCCAACUACCACCUGUUGCUAAGAAAGAUGAAAAAGUAAAAUUUUGCUUUCAGAGUGAUACUUGGUCAAAAUGUAUUAAUAUGAACUUUGAACUUAAAACUGUUUAUAGGCAAAAGGAUUUAAAGUUUGUUAACAUUCUCAAUAAAUUAAGAAUAGGACAAGCAACAGAUGAAAUUACAGAAAUAUUAAGAAACACAGCAAAACAGAAGAUUGAAAGUGAAGGUAUUCUGGCAACUAGAUUGUGUUCCCAUGUAAAUGAAGCUAAUGAAAUUAAUGAAUCUCAGUUGGAAAAGCUACCUGGAGCUUUAAAAGUAUACAAUGCUCAAGAUUCAGAUCAAUCCAUGACAAAGUCAUUAGAUCAACAGUUACCUGUACCUGGUAAACUUGUACUCAAAGUAGGAGCACAAGUGAUGUUACUAAAAAAUCUAAACAUUAAUGCUGGACUUGUAAAUGGAGCCAGAGGUGUUGUAAUUAAAUUUGAAGAAGAUUUGCCAGUUAUUCAUUUUCGAACUGCAGGUAAUUACAAAGCCAAGAUGGAAAAGUGGAGUAUUAAAACGGCUCAAGGAGCAAUUAUUUAUAGGAAACAAUUGCCUCUGAAGCUUGCUUGGGCUUUUUCUAUUCACAAAAGUCAAGGUCUAACGUUGGAUUGUGUUGAAAUGAGCCUUGCUAGGGUAUUUGAUGCUGGACAAGCUUAUGUAGCAUUAUCUAGAGCUCAAAGCUUACAAACUCUUAGAGUUUUAGACUUUGAUUCUAAUCAAGUUUGGGCUAACAAGCACGUUUUAGACUUCUACAAGCGUUUUAGAAGACAGUUAGAGCAAAUGGAAAUAAUUCCUUUAGGAAAGAAACCGAAGUUUGGAAGACUUUUAUAAAAAUUAUUACAGCAAAUGGUAUAUAUAUUUGAACAAAAUAACGAACCAUUAAUAAUUUUAGUAGAGUAUUUUAUAACGAAAAAAUAAAAUUUAUUAGUCAAUUGAAUUUUAAUAGAAAAACAAGUAACAUAAAUAAUUUUAUUUAUACAACCUGUCUUGUGUUAAAGUUAUCUGUUGAGAGAUAUUCAUUGAUUCAACAAAAAACGUGCAUUAUUAGCUUAUAAAAUCGUACGAUCACCUAAUAGCUAUGAAAGAAGUCUAAUAAAUUUUAUCUUUUUAACAAGAUAUGAAUUCUGUAUGGAAAACAUUUAUAUUUUUAACAUUACAUAAAAAAUUGUUGGAAGAAGUUUAUAUAAGUGUAGAUACGAAAUAUUUUAAUAUAGUUUUCUGUACUCUGAAUCAUAUUUUACUUGAACUAUAACGACCGAUAAAGUAAAUGAUGUUAAAUAAAAUUGUGUCAAUGAAAAUC